This is a messenger RNA of Schistosoma curassoni, 171 nucleotides long. The record is from the annotation of a GenBank genome assembly. NCBI's taxonomy places the organism in Eukaryota, Metazoa, Platyhelminthes, Trematoda, Strigeidida, Schistosomatidae.
AUGAUGAAAUCAGAAGAUUUACCGCUGGUUGCACAAAUAAAGUUCAAUAUCCUACACAACCCAAAGAAAACGUUUCAUGGCUCAUUACUUGAUGAUCAUUUUAUUACAUGUUGUUGUCCUCAACUUGUUUUAUGCCAGUUGAGGCGAGAUAUGAGAUAUAUGGAAUCUUAA